Messenger RNA from Lytechinus variegatus (green sea urchin), 468 nucleotides. RefSeq names its product MAM and LDL-receptor class A domain-containing protein 1-like. Gene Ontology annotation, cellular component: membrane. The record is from RefSeq and is a predicted model, not a curated record. Lineage: Eukaryota; Metazoa; Echinodermata; Echinoidea; Temnopleuroida; Toxopneustidae. Bases 1 to 468 code for a protein of 155 amino acids. Gene Ontology annotation, molecular function: protein binding. The transcript is spliced from 2 exons.
AUGUACAUUGACUCCGCCGCACCACGUCAAAAUGGUGAUAAUGCUAUAUUGAUAUCUCCAUCUGUUGAGGGUACAAAGUGCCUCUCCAUCUGGUACUAUAUAGAUGGCGCCCUUGGAGCUCUUCUCGAAGUAAUCACAGAUGAUAACGUGAUAUGGAAUCAACCAGGAUCUUCGACUGGUGCAUAUUGGUUGCAUGCAACAGUCUCGACGAGUUCAGCUAGUCCAACGUACAUGGUUCGCGUCAAAGGCAGUGUUGGCACGCCCUCUCAGAGUGAUAUUGCUAUAGAUGAUAUCAGCAUCUUCGAUGGCCCGUGUGCAGGGGCUACUAACCCACCACCAUGUCAGUUUUACUGUGAUAAUGAUGUGUGUUUGAAGGAUGCUACCUUGGUCUGUAACUUCAAAGAUGAUUGUGGGGACAGCAGCGAUGAGUUCAACUGCGGUAAGAACUAUAUGAAUUUCAUGAAAUAA